AUGACUUCGACAAUCCGUGUACUAAUUGUGGGAGCGGGUGCUGUAGGCUGUUUUUACGCAUCCCGACUUCAUCCUGGUUCUGGGGCUUCCACAGUUGAAGUGUCACUCGUGUGUCGAUCCAAUUACCGAGCAAUAGCAGAACGUGGUGUAAUCCUUAGGACGAGGUCAUUCGGAGACUACACCUUCACUCCGAAACAUGUCUUUGCAUCAGUCUCAGAUGCAUCGAAACACAAGGAGCCUUGGGACUACAUAGUAGUCACAACCAAGGCUCUUCCCGACGUAUCGGACGAUUCAGAAGUCAUUCAGCCUCUGGUAACGAUACGCAAAUCGGCUAUUGUUCUCAUUCAGAAUGGGGUUGGGGUUGAAGAACCAUACCGCAAACGGUUCCCACAGAAUCCAAUUUUGUCCGCUGUUACUGUGAUCUCAGCCGAACAGAUUGAGCCUGGCGUCAUAGUCCAGAACCGCUGGACGCGUAUUAGUAUAGGUCCUUAUACCGACGGAAUUGGCAAGGACGAAAAGCCAGAAUAUAACCGGCUGUUUGUUCAAUUACUGAAGAAUGGAGGGGUGAAAGAUGCCGAAGAAUAUAGUGAGAAUGAUCUUCAAAUGGUUAGGUGGCACAAGAUUGCGAUCAACGCAUCAAUGAACCCAAGUUCGGUGUUAUCCAAUGGAACUGGCAAUGCGAGGAUGUCAAAGGAUCUGGAGCUCCGACACCAUCUACGCGAGACAAUGCUAGAGGUAUUCCGUGCUGCUGAAGCUGUUUUGGGGCGCCCUAUCCCUUCACAUUUGGCACCAGCGGACAAGAUUCUUACAAGCACGGAAAGGAACACAGGUGGAAAGCCAAGUAUGUUAUUAGACUGGGAACGUGGCGCCACGAUGGAACUAGAGGUCAUCCUUGGUAACCCAAUCCGCCUGGCCAAGGCUAAAGGAGUAGAUAUGCCCAGGCUGCAGACGAUGUAUGCGCUUCUCAAGAUGGCUCAGACACGAAGGGACGAGAAGAAAAGCAAGAAUAAAGCGAAAUUGUGA
Messenger RNA from Rhizoctonia solani, 1023 nucleotides. RefSeq names its product ApbA domain-containing protein. The transcript is spliced from 7 exons. NCBI's taxonomy places the organism in Eukaryota, Fungi, Basidiomycota, Agaricomycetes, Cantharellales, Ceratobasidiaceae. Gene Ontology annotation, cellular component: cytoplasm. The coding region runs from base 1 to 1023 and encodes 340 amino acids. Gene Ontology annotation, molecular function: 2-dehydropantoate 2-reductase activity. The record is from RefSeq and is a predicted model, not a curated record. Gene Ontology annotation, biological process: pantothenate biosynthetic process.